Acaulospora morrowiae is the source of this 338-nucleotide messenger RNA. The record is from the annotation of a GenBank genome assembly. NCBI's taxonomy places the organism in Eukaryota, Fungi, Glomeromycota, Glomeromycetes, Diversisporales, Acaulosporaceae.
ACCCUCCUACAGAUUCAGAAACUUCCAGCUUAGCAACAUAUACUCCCGCAUCACAUAUGGAUAUGACAAAACUUGAGACGCUUAUUCCUCUAUAUCAAAAUAUCACCAACGCUGAAUCUAAUAAUGAUAAAACGAGCCAUGAAGUAUUGCGAUCUUAUUAUGCUUUUGGAAUAUGGUUAACAAAGCGUUAUGAAUUCUACGCUAUUUUUGCCGAAGCUGGAGAAGAUAAGAUACAACAAGUCAAAUCUGCCACAGCUAAUACUUUAUCAAAAUUACCUUGGCCAAAUAUUGAUUACAUCGUUAUUAAUAUUUCGAAAAAGAAACAAAGCGCUUCUUGA